AUAUCAAGCGUGAAGUGUAGUAGUAGUAAAAAUACAUAUAAGUUGGCGGCAAUUUAUCUUUUUUAGAUCCAUUGCCCUUCAAUUUAUUAAUUCGAUUUAUUUUGUAUCGUUCAUAAUAAGUGAAUAAAAAAAAACCAAAAAAAGACCAAAAGUAAUUUAACAAAGCUAAAUGACCGAAGAAUUACUUGUGAUCAACACUACAUUAGGACCAAUUAAAGGGCAACAAUGCACUGGUGUAUACGAUGAUGUCUAUUAUAGCUUUGAAAAAAUACCGUUUGCUGAAAAACCUCUUGGCUCGUUACGUUUCCGUCCUCCUGUUGCAAAAAAACCAUGGACCGAAAUACUCGAUUGCACUGAAAAGCCACCGAAACCAAUGCAAAAAAAUUUAUUGAAUCAACAAAUAGAGGGAAAUGAAGAUUGUUUGUAUUUAAACGUGUAUUGCAAGGAGCUAAAAACAUAUAAACCCUUACCGGUUAUUGUGUUUCUAUUUGGUGGGGGUUUUGAACGUGGUGAUCCCACCAGAGACCUACAUGGCCCCGAUUAUUUUAUGAUGAAGCCGGUUAUCCUCAUUACUCUCAGUUAUCGUUUGGGUCCUUUUGGCUUUCUAAGCUUUAAAGAUCCCGCUUUGGGUAUACCAGGUAAUACGGGCUUGAAGGAUCAACUGUUAGCUUUGCAAUGGAUUAAAGCGAACGUUCAUCAUUUUAACGGCGAUAGUGAGAAUAUUACUUUAGCUGGUGAAAGCGCUGGUGCGGCUUCAGCUCAUUAUCUAAUGUGUUGCCCAUUGGCUCGUGGUCUCUUCCACAAAGCCAUACUUAUGUCAGGCACUAUACUAUGUUCCUGGGCUUAUUCUCCCCUCAAAAAUAUUCCUUUACGUUUAGCUCAGGCAUUAGGUUAUCAAGGCCCGGUUACGGAUGAGAAAAAUAUAUUCGAAUUUUUACAGCAGCAAUCUGGUGAAAAUCUUCUCAAGCCCUAUUUAAAUACUAAAGAAGAAAAUAUGAAUGAUUUUUUGUUUACAUAUGGUCCGAGUAUAGAGACAUAUCAUACAGAAACUUGCAUAAUCGAUAAAGAUCCCGAAGAAUUAUUAUCAGAAUCAUGGGGUAAUGAAAUCCCAAUACUAAUAAGUGGUACAUCGUUCGAAGGGCUUAUGAUGUAUGGUCGCGUUUAUAUGGCACCAUUUCUCAUUACUGAAUUAGAAAAUAAUUCGCAGCAUUUACUGCCUCUCGCUUUAAAACAAAAUUAUUCAAUGGAUAUGCAAAAGGUAUUCGCGAAAAGAAUUCAAGAAUUACAUUUUGGUGAUAAGCCAUUCAGCUUGGAAAGCAUUUUAAAUUAUUGCGAGUAUGCGUCAUAUAAAGUUAUUUGGCAUCCAAUUUUGCGUACUCUGCAUGCUCGCCUUAAAUGUAAAUCAAAAAAAACUUCUGCUGAUACUUGUGCUACUGCUGCUGACAGUUAUUUGUAUCGUUUCGAUUUCGAUUCACCGCAUUUCAAUCAUCAACGUAUCAAAUAUUGCGGCAAACAGUUACGCGGUGUGGCCCAUGUCGAUGAUCAUUCGUAUUUAUUCUUCGGUAAUUUCUCAUGGAAAUUAUCUACCGAAACACCAGAAUACAAAACCAUUAAACGCAUGAUUGACAUUUGGACGAGUUUUGCUCAAUGCUCACGUCCUUUUUCCUAUGCUACAGAUAGCGUAGAAAAUAGCGAUAAGAUAACGCAAUCAUGGUUACCAGUUGUAACUGGCUUUAAUGAAAGCAAUGCUACCGUUACGAUAAAAUGUUUGAAUAUUGAUAAUCAACUGGAAUUGAUUGAUUUGCCUGAGAUGGCAAAACUCCAGACAUGGGAAAGUCUCUACCAAUAUGUAAAAUAGUUUACUAAACUUAGAGGA
This is a messenger RNA of Glossina fuscipes, 1876 nucleotides long. RefSeq names its product esterase B1-like. The transcript has 5 exons. The record is from RefSeq and is a predicted model, not a curated record. Bases 170 to 1858 code for a protein of 562 amino acids. NCBI's taxonomy places the organism in Eukaryota, Metazoa, Arthropoda, Insecta, Diptera, Glossinidae.